Molecule: messenger RNA, 1917 nt
Organism: Penicillium arizonense
Lineage: Eukaryota; Fungi; Ascomycota; Eurotiomycetes; Eurotiales; Aspergillaceae
Product: 2-isopropylmalate synthase
Exons: 4
Coding region: 1-1917 (638 amino acids)
Biological process (GO): L-leucine biosynthetic process
Cellular component (GO): mitochondrion
Molecular function (GO): 2-isopropylmalate synthase activity
Source: RefSeq, a predicted model, not a curated record
AUGCCGAUGCUCAAGGAUCCCUCGAAAAAGUACAAGGCGUUCAAGCCUCUGAACCUGCCUAACCGUCAAUGGCCUAACAAGAUUAUUGAUAAGCCUCCCCGCUGGAUGGCCACCGAUCUGCGCGAUGGCAACCAGUCUCUGCCCGACCCAAUGGAUGUCGACGCAAAAUACCGUUUCUUUAAGAUGCUCGUAGAAAUCGGUUACAAGGAAAUCGAAGUGUCUUUCCCCUCCGCAUCCCAAAUCGAUUUCGACUUCACACGCCGUCUUGUUGAAGAGCCCGGUCUCACCCCCGAUGAUGUCUGCCUGCAGGUCCUGUCUCCCUGCCGUGAGGAUCUCAUCCGUCGCACAGUCGAUUCCCUGAAGGGUGCCAAGAAGGCCAUCCUGCACAUCUACCUCGCCACCAGCCCUUGUUUCCGUCGCAUUGUUUUCAACAUGGAUCGCCAAAAGAGUUUGGAAAUGGCUGUCCGCUGCACCAAGUACGCCCGCUCUAUCACCAAGGAUGACCCCUCCCAGGCUGGUACCGAGUGGCAAUUCGAGUUCUCCCCCGAGACCUUCUCCGAUACCGAGCCCGAAUUCGCUGUUGAGGUUUGUCAGGCUGUCAAGGAAGCCUGGGAGCCCACUGCCGAGAAGCCUAUUAUCUUUAACCUUCCCGCUACCGUCGAGAUGGCUACCCCCAACGUCUUUGCCGAUCAGGUCGAGUACUUCUGCACAAACAUGACUGAACGUGAGAAGUUUGUCGUUUCAGUUCACCCCCACAACGACCGUGGCUGCGCUGUUGCCGCCGCUGAACUGGCACAGAUGGCUGGUGCUGAUCGUGUCGAGGGUACUCUGUUCGGUAACGGUGAGCGUACCGGCAACGUCGACCUGGUCACUCUGGCCCUGAACCUGUACACACAAGGUGUCUCACCCAAAGUCGACUUCUCAGAUAUUAACUCAAUCAUCAAGGUGGUAGAGGAGAGCAACAAGAUUCCCGUGAACGAGCGUUGGCCUUAUGGUGGUAUCUUGACUCCUGUAGCCUUCUCCGGAAGUCACCAAGACGCUAUCAAGAAGGGCUUCAAGCUCCGCGAAGAGGGCCAAGGCAAGGACGAGGAAACCGAAUGGGUCAUCCCAUACCUGCCCCUGGACCCGCAAGAUAUCGGCCGCACCUACGAGGCCGUCAUUCGCGUCAACUCCCAGAGCGGCAAGGGUGGCGCCGCCUGGAUCAUUCUGCGCAGUCUGGAGCUGGAUCUCCCCCGCGCACUCCAGGUCGAGUUCAGCAAGAUCGUGCAGGAAAAGACCGAGGCUGUCAACCGGGAACUGAAGCCCAGCGAGAUCGUCAACCUGUUCGAGGAGGCUUACCACCUCAAGUCCAACCCUCGCUUCAACUUGGUCGACUACAGCAUUACCACCGACCGCUCGCAGUCCCCUGCUCCUCCUGAGCCUGGCAAGGCCCUCAACACUAAGAACCUCAAGCGUCGCUUCACUGGUGUUAUUGAGAUCGAUAACGUCCAGCAUGCCAUCACCGGUGUCGGCGCUGGUGCUAUCUCCUCCCUGGCUACCGCUCUGUCUUCUCUGGGCAUCGACCUGGACGUCCGCGACUAUAAGGAGCACUCCAUCGGUCUUGGCCGUGAUGUCAAGGCUGUUACAUACAUCCACUGCACAGCAGCCGGUAGCAACGAGCAAGUAUGGGGUGUUGGUAUCCACCAGGAUGUGGUCCAAGCCUCUCUGAUUGCGCUCCUCAGCGCCGCCAGCUCGUUCCUUGCUUCCCAAGCUGGCUCUCCUGCUCCUUUCCGUCCCAUCCGCUCCAACACCCUUACCAAUGAAGACCUGCAGGCUCUUGAGCAGCUGACUGGUACCCCUGACGCAGCUGGUACCAACGGCGGUCUCGGUGCCAAGGUUGACAUUGAGCAGCUGACGAGAAAGGCUGAAAGCCAGUAA